AAGGAUGUUUAGGUUUGAUCUCCCUGUUGAGCCUCGUCUCACCGAAUGAUUUACACAUCAGGGUGGUUGACUGUUUGUGUGUGAUGUUGGAUUUGACUCAAUUUACGUUAACACAAGUGUGACAAAGCUGAAACACAUACCUUUGUCUUUAUACCGUACUUGCAGAUAUUCAGUUAGUGAAUGCAUGGCAGUGAACUCCAAGGGAUUAAAAGUGCCUGUCAAAAUAGUCUUCUGAUCUAACAGAUGUAUCAAGUCUUGUCUGUGCGGCUAUGAAUUGUGACAAUACUACUAACAGCGACCUUAUUAAGACAGCGCAGAAAAGGAAUUUGGAACUUUUUCUUUCGACAGCAACUGAAUCACACGUACUGAAACCAGUUUCCUGCUUCACUGAAUCGCCUCGCGUGAGUAAACCUGGUAUAGUUCUCAAGGAAAUUUCCAUGCAGGUUCCUGUACACGCAGUGAAAAAGGAGACAGACAUUGGGGACUCGUCGUUGAUUGUCUUGAACAAAAUGUCCGAAAGCGUUGAAAACACUGUCGCAGCAGAAAGCGAAACAAGAACUUGUAACGACGACGUCGGGGCAAACGAUCUUCAGCAGGUGGCAGUAAAAAAUAAUUGUUCUUCUCUCGUCGCAGCAUCGUCAUGCCCCAGAAGAACCAAGGCCUCGUCGUAUCGACCCUGUCAGCCCAGGACCUGUGAGGCGUCAGGGUGUUCUACCAGCGUCUGUAUCGUGACGCCCGAGCCACGUCUUGGUGCCUGUUCCGGCAAAACGCGACGCGGAUGCGGAACGAAUAAUACGUUCUCAAGGUGCAGCAGGUCAGCUGGUGCCAGCAACUCUGCUAAUUCGGUAGCCAUAGGAACCUGCGUCAAGGUCAAGGCGAUUCAGGACAAGUAUCGCCCUGCUGGUCAAAGCGAAGUCCAGCACUUUACGGCUAUAGUCAUGUACGAGUCUGAUGACGGCCACUACAAGCUGGGCACCAGGAAGGGAAUCCUGGGAAGAAUGUUCUCGAGGGAUGAGCUCAUCUUCACGCCCAAGGUCGGGAUGACCUUGAAGGACGUACCAGAGAGAACUGUAUCAAUGCUAGAGGCCAGCACAAUGUCGUAUUAGAUCUUUAUGUGGACAUUGUUAUAUCAGAUCUUUA
This is a messenger RNA of Physella acuta, 1140 nucleotides long. RefSeq lists its product as uncharacterized. The record is from RefSeq and is a predicted model, not a curated record. NCBI's taxonomy places the organism in Eukaryota, Metazoa, Mollusca, Gastropoda, Physidae.